GGUCGGGAAUAACGUCUCCUGAAUAAUUACUGUCCGUAUAUCUGUUAAUAAUUCCCGAAACAAAUUUAUAACGUUAGUGAAGUUUGAUUGUGGCUAGCAGAGAGGAAUCGCAAUAUUGACACUGGGAUGGAGAUGUAUUCAGCUGAAAAGUCUUCAAGAAGUUGAAACGUGCAUCGUGGCUUCCAUCGCUGACCAUAAUUCAAGAUUCUGACUAGACGACAGUGUCAAGUAAAUUCAUUCAGGAUCUGCAUUUGCCAAUACUGAUCGGUUGGGACCCUUAACAUCAACAUCGGGGAAAUCCAAACUAUUCAUGGAUUGGCUGAAGUUGUAUAUUAACACCAUUGGAUGCUGGCUUAAUGGUCUAUUGGUUCAGUGUUCGUACAAGACCGAAGUUUCUGGGUCUAAGUCCUGCAUACGAGAUCGUGAACGCCCACUGUUGAGGAGUUCCGUUUCCAGUGCUUCCAGAGUAAACAACAGUAUUCAUCACAUUACCGUUUUUCAUAGUUAUUACAUAUACAAAAUGCCGUUAAUUCUGUUAUGCGGGUAUCCUUGUUCAGGUAAAUCAACCAUUGUCUCUUUAUUAGCUGACAUACUAAAGCAACAUUUACCUCAUUAUUCAAUUCUUAUUGUGGAUGAAUUUAAAAGUGGUAAUCUACAAUCGAAAAUAACAACCAACUAUGAUAUCAGAUGUGAUAUUUAUGCAGAUUCCCUAAAAGAACGUGAAUUUCGCGGUCAACAAAAAUCAGAGAUUAAUCGGUAUCCUGUUGAUCUGCUUUCGGAUAUGAUUAGCAGGUUUGAACGUCCUCAGUCUACACAGCGUUGGGAUAACCCACUUAUAACUAUUGAACCUCAUCUUUGGAACUCACCAAGCACUGAUAAUAUGGAGUCAGUAAUUAUACAAAUAAAACAGCUGCUAAACAACAGAGGCAAAGGAAAGAUCCAACCAAACAAAUCAACACAACUGACAAUUAUUUCAUCAUCUAACUACCUACAAAAUCUGGAGCAUAUCACGCAGCAAGUCGUAGAUCAUGUCCUUCGAAGUCAAACCAGUGGUCUUUCAUCAGUCGAUCUCCCUAUGUGUUUCCAAAACGAGCAUAACCGAGAUGUAGUUCUUCAAAUUACCAACUCCGAAACUAAAUACACGAUUGGCAACCUUAUACGACUUAAACGCCGAUAUAUUGCGGUACAACGAUUAAAAUUUGAUCAGUUAAAUACAGUUUCGGAUGAUGCUGCGAUUGCAACAAACUUUUUGCAGUUUAUUUCGUUCAAUGGGGAUUUAUGUGAUGAUGAAGCCAGUUAGAAAGUGACAAAAACUUAUAAAGACAAGAAUCACAAGUGAUAUUGUCAUGUAACAUAAUAUAUUUUUUUAUCGUUUGUCACACUGCUCUACAAUGGGUCUUUUGUAACGAUUUACAACAUUGAAUAGUGUAUUUCAG
Molecule: messenger RNA, 1436 nt
Organism: Schistosoma guineensis
Lineage: Eukaryota; Metazoa; Platyhelminthes; Trematoda; Strigeidida; Schistosomatidae
Source: the annotation of a GenBank genome assembly